Rangifer tarandus platyrhynchus (Svalbard reindeer) is the source of this 456-nucleotide messenger RNA. The record is from the annotation of a GenBank genome assembly. NCBI's taxonomy places the organism in Eukaryota, Metazoa, Chordata, Mammalia, Artiodactyla, Cervidae.
AUGUCUUUCACCUCCUUGGUUAGUUCAGUUCAGUUGCUCAGUUGUUUACGAUUCUUUGUGACACUAUGGACUGCAGCAUGCCAGUCUUCCCUGUCCAUCACCAACUCCUGGAAUCUGCUCAAACUCAUGUCCAUCGAGUCGGUGAUGCCAUCCAACCAUCUCAUCCUCUGUUGUCCCCUUCUCCUCUCACCUUCAAUCUUUCCUAGCAUCAGGGUCUUUGCAAAUGAGUCAGUUCUUCACAUCAGGUGGCCAAAGUAUUGGCGUUUCAGCAUCAGUCCUUCCAAUGAAUAUUCAGGACUGAUUUCCUUUAGGAUGAACUGGAUGGAUCUCCUUGCAGUCCAAGGGACUCUCAAGAGUCUUCUCCAACACCACAGUUCAAAAGCAUCAAUUCUUCAGUGCUCAUCUUUCUUUACAGUCCAACUCUCACAUCCAUAUUUGACUACGGAAAAACCAUAG